Messenger RNA from Mercenaria mercenaria, 840 nucleotides. RefSeq lists its product as uncharacterized. The transcript is spliced from 3 exons. The record is from RefSeq and is a predicted model, not a curated record. Gene Ontology annotation, molecular function: ubiquitin-protein transferase activity; protein binding; zinc ion binding. The coding region runs from base 31 to 840 and encodes 269 amino acids. Gene Ontology annotation, biological process: positive regulation of DNA-templated transcription. Gene Ontology annotation, cellular component: nucleoplasm; chromatin. Lineage: Eukaryota; Metazoa; Mollusca; Bivalvia; Venerida; Veneridae.
UUUAUAUUUUUAUUCAAGCACACCUAAGAAAUGGAUAAACAAUAUUCUUGUGACCCAUGUGAGGGAGAGACGAAAGCUAUAUAUUACUGUGAUGAAUGCGAGGAGUACCUAUGUGAUGACUGCACUAAGUCUCACAAAAAGAUGAAAGCCACGAAAAAACAUGAACUCAUAGAAGCAGACAAAGCCAAAUACCAACUGAUGAAGACGAAAACAAAGCAAGAAGAAAAGGUUAUACCUGGUAGACCAAAAGCGUCAGAAAUACUAGCAGACGCAAUUACGUUAGUAUGGGAUGCUCCAACAAAGUUUGGAGACAAGGAUUGUUACCAGCUUUACUUCAAAGAUAUGGGUGGUGACCGGAAGUGGAAGCCGUAUCAAGGAGAGUACUAUACUGCUUCUGCUAACCUCUCCGACCUGAAGUCAAACGCUACGUAUAUUUUCCGUGUAAGGAUAAUAUAUGAUGAUGGAGAAGAGAGUCCGUACAGUCCAGAGAGUGAAGAAAUACAAACGGCUGCAUCCCUGGCGACAAGGAUGUUACAAAAGGCAAAGCAAGUAAAGGGUGAUGAUAUACCUCCAAUCAAGUAUUCCAUCCCACUUACCGAAAUUGUUUCUGCUCGAAAUAAGCGUGCAAAGACGAGAAAGUUCGAAAUUGGUCAAAUCACUUUCCCCUGUCCGAUGUGGGUUCGAAACCUCUAUUGUGAUGUAGAAUUUUUCAUGUUAAGAAGCCAGCUGAGAAGCGAUCCAUCUGGCUUACGGAACGCCGGUCUUUCUAUCGAAGUGCCUGUCCUUGAUGAAAUGAUGCCCGGAGGGACUCCUGGGUCCUUCCUUCACUUUGCAUGGUAA